AUGACAGCCCCCUCCUCAUCCACAUCUGCUCUCGCGCCCCUCUUACCGCCAUAUCUGUAUGAGCUCUCGCCUACCAUUCAUAAAUGGUGUGCGUUGCGCUGUGCGGAUAUCGUUUCUUUGACUACGAGGGGGGUUUAUUUUGAAGAUAAACUAAUCCACCACUACCUCAACCACCCCAUCCGCUACAUAAAACUGAUCGGGCUCAUCGUCUCCAUCGAUACCUUUGCCCGUCGUCGCGUCUACACCAUCGAUGACUCAAGCGGUAAUGCGUUGCACUCCUACCUCUCCCUCCCUCGGGAGCUCCUUCAAAUUCCCAUCCUCCUCCCAGCACCCGUCCAUCACCACCCCCAAAUUCCCUGGAACGACAUCUCCGAAUGCAAAGUCGUGCGGAUUCUGGGGAUCAUAGGGUCUUAUAUGCAAGUGCCGCAAUUGCAGAUUGUGAAGAUGGGGAUAGUGGGGAGUACGGAUGUGGAGAGGAAAUGGUGGGAUGAGUGUCGAGAACUUAAAGAUCCGGAGAGGGGGAUACUGGGAAGAGAGUGGGUGGUAGGAAGGGAGGAGAUGGAGAGGUGGAGGAGGAGGGAGAGGAGGAGGAAGGCGAGGGAGGAGGAGAAGAGGGGUGGGAGGAGAGAUGGGCGAGCGGUGAAGAUGAAGAGUGGGAGUGGGAGAAGAGAGGAUACCGAGAAAGUCGAAGAAAAGCGCGAGCUGGCGAGGAAGAAAUUAGCAAAUUCCCAACCAUUCAACUCCAACCCCACCCCUUCCCGCCCUCCCCACGAAACCUCCCCCAACAAACCUCUCCUCCGCCCGCCCAUCAAAAAGAGAUUCAUUCCCACUAUCCUCCCCGACCUAUCCAACUACGAUACGUUUGGCUACUAA
Molecule: messenger RNA, 873 nt
Organism: Botrytis fragariae
Lineage: Eukaryota; Fungi; Ascomycota; Leotiomycetes; Helotiales; Sclerotiniaceae
Exons: 3
Coding region: 1-873 (290 amino acids)
Source: RefSeq, a predicted model, not a curated record